Molecule: messenger RNA, 18311 nt
Organism: Coregonus sp. 'balchen'
Lineage: Eukaryota; Metazoa; Chordata; Actinopteri; Salmoniformes; Salmonidae
Source: the annotation of a GenBank genome assembly
GGUUGAAAGACUUGAGGUUGCGCUUAGGCAAUGAUGAAACUAAGAUGGCGUUUAAACCCAGACAGGAUGAACGGGGGAUAGCGAAAUUGGUCACAAAUUGAUUUGAUGGGGACGUAAUUCUCACAGAGAUACUCGUUUACAAGCAAACGAGUCUUCAAAGUGGAUCAUCUCUACUCUUAUAAUAAAACAGAAGUGGGUCUAUAGGGGAAGCGACGCUGAAAACGGCCAACUUUACGUGAGCUAACUGGACCUUGCUUGCUAGCUAAUAACGUUAGCUCGUAACAUUACUAGCUACAGUAGCUAGCUAGCGAACCAGCGACAGCUAGCUAGCUAACGUUAGCCAGCUGAGCAAAACAACAACACUGUCAACAGAGGGAGGAGGGUAGUCUCAGGAUAAAUAAUUGUCUACAUGAUUGUCCUGAGUAUUUUGAUUAAAAAUCAAACAAUUAAUAUCUGUCUUGGGACAGGUACGAAACAGAGAAGGAACCAAUAUUUCCAGUGAAACUUCCACGCCAAUUCGCAGUGCCACCCGAGACCGGAGGUGCUGCCUGGGAUGGGCUGAAAAGUGGAGGCCGUAACGUUAGCUUCAGCCUCCCCAAUCGUGACCCAGUGCUGAACAAUAGACCCUGUGAGCUUUCAAGACACCUAAACGGCCCAUCAUAUUAUUGGUGACAUCUGAGUCCAUAAUUUCCUUUUUGAUCACGUUGAACGUGUCAGGAAGAGUUGCUGUCCAAGUACCAGCUAUCUAACAUGAUGUAAGUCUAAUAACGUCACGUUAGCUAUACUCUAGCUAGCCAUAUUUCUUAUCAGGGAAGUUCGCUAAGAUGCUAGUUAGAUACAUCCUAGUUAGCAACUAACUAACUACAGUGAAACUUAAAGUAAACCAAACUGCUUGGGAUUUUCUUAACUUGUCAGUCAUCAAGGACCUCCCGGUAUGUAGCUAGCGAUUUGCCAAAUGACCCAUAUUUUGUGAUGUUUGACAAUGGCCAUAUUCAUUUGUUGACUAACUUGGAUCCCCAUAUUUGGUCUUGCUAAUAGGAACGUGGAUGGAUGCAAUCAGGCCUUUAAAUCCUGUGACGUUUGUAUGUUGCGAUUAGGGGCUUUAGUUAUAUUUUGAGAAUAUGUCCAGCAUUUGAGUAGCAAGCUUCCUCAAAUGUCUUCAUCAUUAUUUUCUAUUGAAAAUAUAUUUAGGAGGCCUUCAGAUGGCAAACCUCAGGUCUUGUGAAAUUGUAGGAAACAAAUCAUAUCCCAGACAGUAUGACUAACUUUUUAUAUCACCAAGUAUCAACAUAAGUUGUUAGUUAGGCAGUGUAUUCUUUUCUGUUGAUGACCAAACACCAAUUUGACCUCAUGAGACAAGAAUGGCACCAUGUAGUAUUUGCUGUGUCUGUAAGGUAGGGGGAGGGGAGAACAGUUACAAAGAACGCCUCCCCCAUAUUGGGUUAACAGGUUUGGGAUUUUGAUGUUUUACUUGAUUUAAGAUUAUAUGAUGUUCCAAUAACUUAUACCAAAUAUUAGAACAGGUUUCAAUUCAAGAACAUUAUUCAAAAGUAGAAGAAUCAUGUAACGUUCGUGAAACAAUUGCCAUUCAAAAUUGUAGGUUGUGUCCCUAGGGGCCCUUUGUUUGAUCUGAAAAACAUACUCUAAAGCAUUGUUAAUGUAUCCAAUUCAAUGUAUGGUACUGUACCUAUGAAUUUUUGAAGAACUGGUAAUCCCAUAAGGAAGAAUACCUUGUGAUUAUUUUCCCCUUAGCCUAACUUUGAACUGGAAGUGGACAUUUUCAAGAAAUGCAUUUGAAAUAUAUAAUUUUUAUAAUAGAUGUGUUUAUGUAGGAUGCGUUGUCUAACAAUACUCAUAACUACAUAAACAAUGGAUUAAUACAAUCUUAGAUUUGGGGUUAUGAUAGGGAAAGACUCCCGAGUGGCGCAGCGGUCUAAGGCACUGCAUCUCAGUGCUAGAGGCGUCACUACAGACCCUGAUUCGAUUCCAGGCUGUAUCACAAUCCGGCUGUGAUUGGGAGUCCCAUAGGGCAGCGCACAAUUGGCCCAGCAUCGUCCGGUUUUGGCCGGGGUAGGCCGUCAUUGUAAAUAAGAAUUUGUUCUUAACUGACUUGCCUAGUUAAAUAAAGGUUACAUUUUAAAAUAAUUUUCCAACCUUUAUAAGACAUGCAUAAAUGUAUUCUUCAAGAAUCAAUGGGUAGCGUGUAUAUAUAUAUAGGGCCUGUAUCAUUCAUAGAAAUGAUUAGCAGGUAAUCUUACAUUGUGCCCAGACUUCUCAUAGUGACAUUUAUUUUGACUGCCAAUCUACUUAGCUAAGUAAGUACCUCCACUGUGUGGUGACUUGACAUGCAGAUUGUUGACCUUACCUGUUGCCAGGGCGAUGGAGGGGGAAGACUUUGUGCCUCCUCCGGAGUGCCCAGUGUUCGAGCCAUCAUGGGAGGAGUUUCAGGAUCCCCUGGGCUACAUUGCCAAGAUCCGUCCAAUUGCAGAGAAGUCUGGAAUCUGCAAGAUUCGUCCUCCUGCUGUAAGUGUUUACUGAUGACAAGCAUCUAUCAUUUAACCCCAUGAAACCUGUGUGGAGUUGAAUACGGUUGUUUUCCUCUGACCUUAGCACACACAAGUAGAUGUCCUCUUUCUCUUUCUUACAAGCUGAGUACAGGAUUGAGUGAUGACAGGAUGACAAGUGUUUACAUCAAACAUAGACAUUGAUCAAAGCUUUCCUCUGCCCACAGGACUGGCAGCCACCCUUUGCUGUGGAGGUGGAUAGCUUCCACUUCACACCCCGUAUACAAAGACUCAAUGAGCUGGAGGUUAAUCUCUCUCCCUCCUAUAUUGUAUCAUUGUAUGGUUGAGUCACAGAAAUGGACUGAAUAGAACGGCCAUCCCCAUUCAAGUCAAUGAUGGCAUAAUGGGUGGACUGGCAGCCAUUUUGAAUGUACCCAUGCCAGGAAGUAAAAGCAGGAAAUGUACCCUUCAGUCUGUGCUGUGAUUUGAGUCAACUCAACUGACAUUACACAAAAUACAUCCCAUUGCAUGAGCUACAUCCGUUAGCAGGAUUUGAAUAAAUAUUCUACGUUACCAUGGCAAUCCAGCAUCAGGCAGCCAUUGCUCAUGUACCCAUGAGUUUACCAGUCAAAUUGCCAGUGUUAGAGCUUCCAAGCCCGUUCUAUUCAUUCUAUUUCUAUGGGUUGAGUCUUGAUAUUGAAUAACUGUUUUAGAAGUCACGUGUUUUGGUUGACUCAAAGAUUAUAUUUUAGUUUUCAUUCUAAUCAUAUUCACUCCUAACCCCCCUCUCCUCAGGCGGAGACACGAGUCAAGCUGAACUACUUGGACCGGAUCGCCAAGUUCUGGGAGAUCCAGGGAUCCUCCCUCAAGAUCCCAAACAUCGAGAGGCGCAUCCUGGACCUCUUCAGCCUGUCCAAGGUGCCAGAGCUGACUGACCCAUGUUUUUCAUUUCUCAAUAAACCCCCUGUUGCAUGUCUUAUUUCUGUAUAACUCAAAAAUAAGACAUGUUGAGAGACUCUUUGAAAAAUGGUGAUAGAUCUUACCAUUGCUAACACUAUCCAACAGUACUUUAGCCAGUAAAACUGAGCUGACUGUGCACUUGUAUUAUUUUGUGUUGUAGGUUGUGAUAGAUGAGGGAGGGUUUGAUAUAGUCAGUAAGGAGAGGCGCUGGGCUCGCGUGGCCCAGAAGCUUGGCUACCCUCCAGGCAAGAACAUUGGCUCCCUCCUGCGCUCACACUACGAGAGGAUUGUCUACCCCUUUGAGGUGUUCCAAGCUGGGGCCAGCCUGCCGGUAAUGCUACACUCACCCACUUUGCUCCUGUUCUUUUGUGCUUACACAAGCGAUCUAUCAACUAUUAUGUAUCACACAGAAUUUGACAUGGAUUGACUUACAUUCAUUAUUUGUUUAGCCAGUUGCACUGUUUAUAAAUGGUGUCCAUCCAUAGUCAUGAAUGUAGAAGAGGGUUUAACCCCAGGAUUUCUGUGUGUAGCAGACUAAGCCAAAGCUAUAUGAUGGAGAGGAGGUGCAUAGAGAAUACAAGCCCCAUUCCAUCCCCCUACGCCAGUCUGUCCAGCCAUCCAAGACAAGCAGCUACGGACGCCGAGCCAAUCGUCUCCAGCCAGACGUGAGUGACCGCACACAAGCUCCAAUGACCGAUGUACAUAAUUUCCCUCUUAACAGUAUCAAUCUGUGUAUAGUUCACAGAUCUUAAUAGAAGUUGGUUAUUUUUACUCAUUGCCAUGAUCAUGUUGAUCGUUCCAAGGAUUUAAGCAUUCACCCUCCACAACCAUCAUCUAUAAAUAGCCAUAUUUAACCAGUCUCAUUCAGGAAAGGGGUCCAAAUCUAUUCAUUGGAUGGUGAUGUACUGUCUUCUGAGAAUUUGUAGUGAAACUAGUGCUCUACACUGGUUAUCACAGAUCUCAGUUAGGGGUAACACCUGCCGUUAACACAUCUUACUCGUAGAUUUUUCCCACUGAUAGUCUACAUAGUUUUAUCUUCUAUCAGUGAUGCAUUGGGUUAGGCAAGAAGAUAAAUUUGACAUACGCCCAUACAAUCAUGUAAUAAUAUGCAUCUCUUCUUUUCGCAAUGAAAAACGGAAUUACUUUUCAUUCAUAUCGUUGUAUUCAUAACUUAAUCUGAUUUAAAUUACACCAAAUGAGUCAUUCAUCCAAAUGAAUUUAAUCUGAGUUCCAGCUCUUUCAAUCCAAAUUGGGAAAAAACAAUCUAGAUGGUCUUCUAGAUGAAGAGCUGAUGAUGCACUCAGAACACAUCCAGCAUGCUCUGUGUACCACUAUGCUGCUGCUACUGCCUUUUGCCCCAUGUUACACUAGCUCCCGUUAUACGCUAUAUUUUACACUAUAUCCCCCUCUUUCUUUCUUUCUUUCUUUCUUUCUUUCUUUCUUUCUUUCUUUCUUUCUUUCUUUCUUUCUUUCUUUCUUUCUUUCUUUCUUUCUUUCUUUCUUUCUUUCUUUCUUUCUUUCUUUCUUUCUUUCUUUCUUUCUUUCUUUCUUUCUUUCUUUCUUUCUUUCUUUCUUUCUUUCUUUCUUUCUUGUUCAUUUUGUCACCCCUGCCAUUGAACAGGGUACCCAUGUCUUUCACCCAUGGAAUACAUUUUGUUUUGUACCAUUUUGCUUUUUAAAGUGGUGGUGUGGUGAGAUCUUUGAUUUGCUUCUCAAUAGGUCUUACUCCAGAUUUUAUUUAAACAAUGGCAAGAAAUGCUUAAAGGGAUAGUGUGAGAUUUUGGCCAUCUACUUACCAAGAGUUAGAUGAACUCAUGGAUACCAUUUUUGUGUCUCUGUGUCCAGUAUGAAGGAAGUUUGAGGUCGUUUUGUGUGUGUGAGAGAGCUAUCAUAACAGCUUCAAGACAAGUUAGUAAUGAACAGUAGCUUAUUUUCCAAAUAUUCCAACCUAAGAAGGUAUUGUCCUAAAGUUGCCGCUUUCAAAAAUAACAAGAAUGAAAGUCGAUAGCCUAAGCCUAGGCUAUUCUCAAUCAGCUUUAUGAGAGCGAGAACAAACAAUAUUAUUUAUUUCCUAUUAUUUUAUGAGGGAAAUAAAGCAACUAUUGCCCUGGCUUGUAUAGGCUACCCUAACUCAAUAAGACAGCCUGGUCCUGAUCAGACUCCAUCAUUUGGAGACUCCUCCACCAGAAAUGAAUAUUAGAAAAUAUUUGCCUGCAUUUAGCCUCAGCCCAGGCUUUCAACAACAUUAUCUUACAUCAUUACAUUUGACAUUUUAGUCAUUUAGCAGACGCUCUUAUCCAAAUCUUAUCAUGAUUUGUGUAGUUCUAGCAUUUGAUUUCACACGGUCAUUUUAGCCAGGUUUUUAAAAAUGUUUUAUUUAAAAUAAAUAUGAAUAAUUGGGUUGGCCAAUAUAACAAUGUUUUAGGGGUACAUAAUCAUGAUAGGACAAAGGUUGACAGCUGACAGGUAGCACUGGACACAGCCAUACAAAUGGUAUCCAUGAGUUAAUCUGACUCUGGGUAAGUAGAGAAAGGGCUUAAAAUCUUGCACUAUCCCUUUAAACUUUACACUGAGAUGUCAUCAGAUUGAUCAUAGUCCACCAUAAGAAUCUGAUGAUAUGGUUUUGUUUUAAACCCAAGUAUGCAUCCUUGUGUGUUUUUAUAUUACCUAGGCCAGGGGACUCCAACCCUGUUCCUAGAGAGCUACCCUCCUGUAGAUUUUCGCUCUAACCCCAGUUGUAACUAACCUGGUUCAGCUUAUCAACCAGCUAAUUAUUAGAAUCAGGUGUGCUAGACUAGGGUUGGCGUGAACCUACAGGCCGGUAGCUCUCUGGGAACAGGGUUGGAGAGUCCUGACCUUGGCUAUGCGUUCUCUGAGGGCUCAGUUCUAUACAGAUCAAAAAGUGCUUGCGAUGUGAUCAGUUCAAGCACAGCUAUAUUUGGCAAACACAUUGUCUACCCACACCUAUUACAAUCACACACAAGUAAUUAUAUUUCAUCACACCAGAUUUCCAUCUCUCCAUACACAUUUUCUCCACUCUUCCAAUGGCAGUUUUUUCUCCUCAGCCACUCUUUUUCUUCCUCCUCCUGUCUCAGUUCUUUGUUGCUGUUGUCUUCCUAUGCAGGGUCCAGAGGAUUCUGCCCCCCACCCUCUCUCCACUGGCUCUCAACACAUCUCUACAUCGGUACUGCCUGUCUCUUUUGAGCACAAUGCGAGUGCUCGCUCUCUCCCGGCUCUACCCUCGCCCGUCUCUAUCUGGCUCGAUUUCUCUAGGAACAAACGCCUCGCUCUCUCUCUCUCUCGCCUUCUUUAUUUGCGGCAGGGCCCUUGCCAUCCUUUUAUAACUCUUAACAAACAUCACCAUUCAAUAGCCUAGCAUCAAGCUUUAGCUGUCUUUAGCCCUUAUUCCACUCACUCACCCACCCACUCACUGUUUGUCCCUGGCAACAACUUAUGUAAAUGCAUCAGCAAUUACCUGUCUCGCCUGUACUUGUUUAUGAAAUCAGUGUGAAUCUCCCUCUCUCUCCCCCUCUCUAUUUACUGCUAGUCAGUCUCUGUGUGUCCUUGCUUAACGCUUCCAUUCCCUCACUUCUGCAGCGCUAUUAUGUGACUGCAUGUGUUCUGUUAGAGUGCAUCGGUCUGUUGAACACCAGUCGGUUGUGUGACUGCAUGUGUUCUGUUAGAGUGCAUCGGUCUGUUGAACACCAGUAGGUUGUGUGACUGCAUGUGUUCUGUUAGAGUGCAUCGGUCUGAACACCAGUAUGUUGUGUUUGGCAAGAACCCUGUUAGACACUCCACUUGGCCUUUUGAGAAAGUAAAAUAUUUGGAAAAUGUAAACGCAGCUUUGUACAUUUAUGCUCUCAAGCAUUGCCCCUUCAGAAGUUAGGAACACCAUUUUACAGAUUUAGGAUCUGAGACAGAUGACACCUCACAACCUCGACUUGAGUGAAUUUGUUAUUUUAUGAAUCACUAAUUUCAGUUCAGCUGAGUUGAGACUUGUAUGUAGGUUCCCCAAAUUAUUUUCCUUUGUUGGUACGUGUGUCUAGACGUGUGUUUGGAUGCUUUUUCUUAUAACACGGUGGUGGGUCGUUACCUUUGUUUAGUAACUGUCAAUAGUCACAGAUGUGUGACUGUAUGGAGAGGUUCUACUCUCCUAGCCGAUCCUCUCCUCUAGUACUACUAUUCUCCCUCAUCCUCACACUAUCUCCUGACCCUUCUGCUUCUCCAUUCCCUCUCAGUAUACCUGAAAGUAUAUUGGUGUUGCUCCCACCACAUCUCCAUACUGACCUUUUGACAUCUGUCCCCUAGCCUGAUCCCACGGAGGAGGACAUAGAGAAGAACCCAGAGCUGAAGAAACUGCAGAUUUACGGUGCGGGGCCUAAGAUGAUGGGGCUAGGACUGGUGCCCAGGAAUAAGAGCAUUCCCAAGAAAGGUAACAUAACUCUGCCACAAUCACUCACCCCCCUACCUGGUUGUGUUUGAAAUGUGGGAUCUGGUCAAAAAGUAGUAUUCUAUAGAAUGCGGUGCAAUUUCAGUGUGUGUUGAAUGCUGGGUUACAGCUGAUCUUGACCACUUCUCCAAUUUCCCUCCUUCCAGAAGAGCUGCCUCAGACUGUGACUGUCCGGGCUGCAGCUGCUGUCCAGGUCAAGGAGCAGCCAGGGGAGGUCAAAGAGAAAGGAGGAGAUGGCAGCACAACCACCACGGCUCCUCCUCCCUCUGAUGCUACGAUAAAGAGUGAGAUGAAGAAAGAGGAAGAGAAAAAUGAGGAAGGUGGAGAAGCUCAUGACAACGGGGACCAAGACAAUGGUGAAAAGGGUGACGGGCCCUGCACCAAGAUGACCAUGCGGCUGAGACGUAACCUCGGCAACCCUCCGUUUGUAAGGGCCUUAGCCUCCAUUCAUGUUUAUGGGCCAGUUACACAGGCACAGAUUAAGGUUUAUCCUGGACUAAGAAGCAUGAUCACUGAAGAUUCUCUGUCUGGGAAUCCAGCCCUGUAUGUUAUGUCUGAUCCAAAAUCAGAUGGAAUAGAUAUUCGAAUCAUAAGGUGGCAAUUUAAAUGGGAAAAUAAAUUAAGCUAGUUGAUCACCAUCUAUGCUGUCAGUAAUUUAAUGGGUAAACAAUUUACAUGUACUAUUUCGUUAGUCAGCUCCUUUCCAACAUAUUUGAGUGUGGCAAUUUAAAUGCAGAACUUUAAUUCUGUUUCACUUAUCUGUUCUGCGAAGGUGGAUUCGUUUGUGUGUCGGAUGUGUGGCCGUGGUGACGAGGAUGAGAAGCUCCUGCUGUGUGACGGUUGUGACGACAACUACCACACCUUCUGUCUGCUGCCUCCUCUCACUGAGGCCCCCAAGGGCAACUGGCGCUGCCCCAAAUGUGUGGCCGAGGUGAGAGAGAGUCAUAAACCGUCUAAAAAGAAAUGAUCACGACAGCUGUGAUGGAAACCGGACGUUUCGGGAACAAUUUCAUAAAUGCCGACAGAUAAUUUGUUCAUUCCACAUGGUGGGAUCUUUUUGUGUCUGUAAAGGUAAUUACCGGUAUGCGAGAAAUGGCGGUGGAAACACCUUUUUAUGCGCAAAUAUUGAUAUAAUAACCAUCAUAUCGAAGUACACUUGGAGUCACGAGAUGAUAUGGUGUGUGGUCCUCCCACUAUGACUUGGGAAACCAUGCAGUUUAUUAAGCUACAAAUGAAAUAAGUUAUGAACUUCACAGGGUGGUGAAAGUGCACGGUGAUGAGCUUGAUGCUCCUUUCCAAUAAAUAUGGAGGGUCUUAUUCUGGUGACAUGAUGAUCGAUGCUUGACUGCUGUUUGACAAAUACAAAUAUUCUUCGCUCUUAUCCAUAAUAAUCUCAUCAUGUAGACCAGCCUACCCACACAGCCUACCCACACAGCCUACCCACACAGCCUACCCACACAGUAUCUGCCAGCUGUUAGGUAGAUUACAUGUGCCAAGACCAGAGUAGGCACGUUUGCUAUUUAACACAAUAGUUUUUGUGACAAAACUGUCGGUAGAGUUCAAAAUGCGAUGGAAACACAUUGAAUGUUAGAUUUGUAUUCGGUACUUGAAAACUUAAGCGAAAAAGUAAAUUUUGUGUGCACUAUGCACUGAUUUUUAUCCGCAACAAGUCUGUUUGGUGGAAACACCACUAGUGGGAAAUGAGCAUAUUUUCUUUAUGCACUUUUUAAAAUAUUCACAUUAAACUGUCACCAAUUGGAUGCAAAACUAGCUAUUGAGACCCACAACAUCCUGUUGCGUCAAACAAACAUCCUGCUAUGUGGGUGCAGCCAUCCACCGUCUAAUUCAUCUGGAGCCUCUGUGCAUAUUUUAACCUGAGGAGUCUGUGGAGUCAUUGAAGCAGUUUUCUGGAAGAUGUAGCUUGUAGGGGAAAAGUGUGUGAUGGAUGGAACCCGGGCUGGAGGCCUGGUCAGGAGAAUUAUAACUAUGUCUAUCGAACACAGGCUAUUGACAUGUAAACCUGUCAAGAAAAACACUGGAUGUAAACUUUGCAUUAUAGUCAUCUGUAUGUAUGGUAAUUAUUAGAUUUGCCUCCAUCCAAUCCAUUUCUUCGAUGGCCUCAUGUCUGCCUCUCCUUUUCUUCCUUUUCCCUCAGGAGUGUAAGAGGCCAGCGGAGGCCUUUGGUUUUGAGCAGGCUACUAGAGAGUACACCCUGCAGAGUUUUGGAGAGAUGGCCGACACCUUCAAAGCAGACUACUUCAACAUGCCUGUCCAUGUAAGUGCACCUGUACAACCUAUAAAUGAACACUUUGCUCUGAUGUGGAGAUAAACUAAUCCUUACUAAUGAAGAAAUGCUAGUUGAUUAUAUUGAUACAUUAUAUUGUUGGUGUGUUACUAAUGUCCGUGUGUGUGUAGAUGGUUCCUACAGAGCUGGUGGAGAGAGAGUUCUGGCGGUUGGUCAGUAGUAUAGAGGAAGACGUGACAGUGGAGUAUGGAGCAGACAUCCACUCUAAAGAUUUUGGUAGUGGGUUCCCCAUGAACAACGGCACGAAGAACCUCACACAAGAGGAAGCGGUAACUAUCAACCUUUUCAUAUCUCUCUCUCACUCCUGUUGUCUUGUCCUUUAUAUAUCGUUCUUUAAAUAUACAGUGCUUGUCUAUUCUGCUCUCAUUGAUAUGCCAUUAAUAUGAUACUUAUACAACAUAUAUAAAACAAUAUACAUUUCCUCCAAAGCUAAACCUGCUCAGUUUAUCCUGACCGUCUUGCUGUCCUCUUCUGUGUCUGCAGGACUAUGCCCGCAGCGGCUGGAACCUGAACGUGAUGCCAGUGCUGGAGCAGUCCCUGCUGUGCCACAUCAACGCAGACAUCUCUGGCAUGAAGGUGCCCUGGCUCUACGUGGGCAUGGUCUUCUCAGCUUUCUGCUGGCACAUCGAAGACCACUGGAGCUACUCCAUCAACUACCUGCACUGGUAAAUAGGACACUAACUUUACAGUACACAAAACGUUACAACCCCUACAGUAGACAUGGGGUAUUAAUAGGUAGUUCAUCUGUAGAUAGUUGAGAUUGUCCUUUUAUGGCCAAUAGCUUUAUACAGGAUUAUAGAUGUACUGACUGAUAGAUGUGGUUAGUGAGAAACGCUGUUCUCAUCUCCCCCCUCUCUUUCUGUUCCCCUCUCUCCCUCUGUUCCCCUCUCCCCCCUCUCGCUGUUCCCUUUACCUCUCCCACCUCCCUCUGUCCCCCUCUCCCACCUCUGACCCCUCCUCCUCCAGGGGUGAGCCUAAGACGUGGUACGGGGUUCCCUCUGUAGCAGCAGAGCAGUUAGAGGAGGUAAUGAAGAAGCUGACCCCAGAGCUGUUUGAGUUCCAGCCUGACCUCCUCCACCAGCUGGUCACUAUUAUGAACCCCAACAUCCUCAUGGCCCACGGGGUCCCGGUACGUCACACACGUGUACAUUAUGUACAGACAUACACACACACCAGAGUAUGUGAGUGGAGUUGAGCGAGGAGUGGAGCGUGCCCAAUUUGACUGGAGCGAGUUUCCCAAAGGUUGGAGCGUCGGCCUUCUCACCUGCUCCAGUUUAGCUCCAGUAGCGCUCACUUCACCAGCUCAGGGCAUGCCGUCCCAGCAUGCAUUUGUAGUCUACUUGUGUGCUGCUAUAGCCCCUUGAUUUAGCUACUCUCAUGGAGUUUGCUAAAUAUUGUCAUAAAGAAACUGAUAAAACACACAGGUGCAAAAUCAAGGUGACUUACAAAGAUGAAGAGGACCAAGUGCAAGAGAGAGAGAGUGUGGUGAUGUAGUGUCCACAACUAAAGAAUCAUUGUGGAAUCUGAAAAGACACGUAUCCCGAAAGCAUGAUGGUGUACUUGGUACGUGCACAUGCUAACAGAAAUGCAUGAGGUGGGUAGCUAGCUAAGUGUGUCAUUGUAGAAAAGUAUUUAUAAACAACAAAUCUGAUCUCUUAAAAGUUUCGUUCUGUUAUCUAUACAAUAGGCCAUCAUUGAUUUUGGCCCAGUAGGCCUGGCAUAUUACCUCUUUCAAGGAGCUUUCUGUUUUGAUAGGGUUAUGUUACUUAAAAUCCUUUAGGCCUACAUACAGAGAGAAAGAAAGAAAAACGACACCCAGCCUGGCAAGAGUGGCCCGAAGGGUGUUUAGCAUCCCCAGUGGCCUCAAGCGCUAAGAGGGUAUUCUCUGCUGCUAGCCUGCUCUCCAGGCACCAUCGCAUGAGCUUGAAGCCACAGACUGGCCAAACUCAUGUUUCUAAAAAUGAAUUAAAAGGCGCUGUAAUUUGUAAUUAAUUCUAAGGAAAUAAUUAGGCUCCCUGUCUGGCUCCUGACCUAUUUAGAGUGUUUAUAUGCUAUUUAAUACGACAUGAGUGCUUCUUACAGUCACCUUUUCAUGUUGUUUAUUAAAAUACUUUUCAUUCAAAUCAUAUGGUUUGGUUUCAAAACCAAAUGGUAGGUCCAGGUAGGGACAAAAAUAGAUGGGUGUUGGUUAAAUUGUGAUUUUAAUGAAUGGAGCUAAUUUGGAGCUGCAGUUUUUUUUUAGUUUGAGUGAGGAGCGUUUUUUAGCGGAGUGGUUGGAAAGGACGUGGAGCGAUGCGCAAGCACCAUAAACUCUCUUAUAUCCAUACUACACCUCAUCAUAUUAUGGAGUUGAGAUUAUGACAAAUAACUGCGAGAAAUGUUUGUAAACAAUUACCACACUGAUGACCCCCUUCCCUUGUUGCAUUUGAUUGACAGGUUGUGCGCACCAACCAGUGUGCUGGCGAGUUUGUCAUCACUUUCCCCAGAGCUUACCACAGCGGCUUCAAUCAGGGAUACAACUUUGCUGAAGCUGUCAACUUUUGCACUGCAGACUGGGUAAGGCUAUCAUCCGUGUCCUGAGAAUUAAACCGACUCUGAUCUUCCCAACUAUGUCUAUACCCCAAUGGGAGUUUCAUACGUUGUUUUCACCCCGUCAGCUCCCCGCAGGGCGCUCCUGUAUCGAGCACUACCGUCGUCUGCGGCGGUACUGUGUGUUCUCCCACGAAGAGCUGACCUGUAAGAUGGCCGCAUGCCCAGAGAAGCUGGACCUCAACCUGGCCGCCGCCACACACCGAGAGAUGUUCAGCAUCGUCCAGGAGGAGAGGGAGCUACGCAAGAGCCUGCUGGAGAGGGUGAGGCUAAUACACUUGAAGUUGAGCGAGUGUGAGAGACGGGAAUAGAUGCUUGGUCUGGGUUUCCUAUAGGACUGGCUGUGGUUUGGUCACUGACUUGAGCAGUCAGUGAAAUUACUUUGUGGUUUGUGUGAGCAAUUUGAUUGAUUGUUGUGGCUUCUUGCGUUAUAUUGACUAUUUGGUUUAUGUGAGUUUGUAAGAAAUGUUGGUGGUGUUUGUUGUGUAAUACUGACUGUAUGUAAAGCAGUGUUGCUCGGCUGUGUGUUGUGGUUUCCUUAAGCCCUGUGUGUGUUCUCUCAGGGCAUCACAGAGGCUGAGAGGGAGGCGUUUGAGCUGCUACCUGAUGAUGAGAGGCAGUGUGAUAAUUGCAAGACCACCUGCUUCCUGUCGGCCCUGGCCUGUUCAAACUGCCCUGAACGCCUCGUCUGUCUCUACCACACUCAGGACCUCUGUAACUGCCCAACUGACAAACUCUACCUCAGGUACUACGGACUGUCUGUCUGUCUGUCUGUCUCGCUCGCUCACUCUCGCUCUAUGUAUCCUUUAUUUACCACUAGCGCCUUACACCUGUCUCCUCCUCCGUUUUCUUCUCCCUGCAGGUACAGGUACACUCUGGAUGAGCUGCUGGCCAUGUUACACCGGCUCAAAGUGCGAGCCGAGUCGUUUGAUUCCUGGGCCAACAGAGUGAAAGAGGCUCUGGAGCAGGAAGAGGGCAACAAGAUAGGUAAGAACUACACACCCUUAGACCCAAACCAUAAACUUGACAAGAAUAACACUCAAUACUCUUCUGUAGCUGAAUAAUGUCCCCAAAGAAAUGUCUUAAGAGUGAAUAAAAAAUGCAUAUUGACAUUGAGUUCAUGGUUCUCCAGGCAUCACGGAUCUGGAGGUGCUGAAGGCAGAGGCAGCAGAGAAGAAGUUUCCUGACAACGAGCUGCUCCAGAGACUCAACACUGUCAUCACUGACACGCAGCACUGUCAGCAGACCAGCACUGAGCUCCUCAACAAGACACAGACCAGGUAACACACACUGCCAUACCCAAUGCAUUUAGCUCCACAGUGACAUACACGAUAACAAACAUUGCUGUGUAUGUGUUGCAGGAGGAUGACCCUGGCUGAACUCAAGGCUCUAGUGGAGAAGAUGGAGAACCUGCCCUGUGUGAUAAGCCAGCUGGAGGACGUACAGGUCAGGAUCCACCAGCUACAUUGUCCGGCCCUCUCUUCCUUCCCUACUUCCUCUCAUUCCUUUUUAAUUCCCCCUCUCUCAGGCGGUCCUGCGUACGAUAGAGGCGUUCCAGACUCAGGCCCAGGCUCUAGUGAGCGACAGGGACUGGCGGCGAGACUCCCCUCCCCCAGAGCAGCUCCAGGCCCUGUUGGAGCAGGGGGCUGGCCUACUUGUUGAUGCCCCAGAGUGUGAGCUCCUCAAGGGGAUGCAGGAGCAGGGCCGCUGGCUGGGCGAGGUGCGGCGGACCCUGGGGCCCGAGGGGAGUGAGGUGACCCUGGUGGUCCUCAGGAACCUGAUGGAGGCGGGCUGCAUCGUGCCCCAGAGCGUCUCUGUGGAAACGGCCAUGGCAGAGCUGCAGGAGUUGCUGACGAUAGCAGAACGCUGGGAGGAGAAGGCCCAGAUCUGUUUGGAGCAACGGUGAGGGACACCUCAUACUGACUCACGCUUUCAUUCUCUCUUUCACCGUCACUCUUUCUCUUCUCACUGUCUCACCCACUCAUUCAUCUCUCUUUCUCUCUUUUUCUUUUAGCCUCGACUCACUGUUCUCAGGUUGUUUUGCUCUUCCUAAUGUCCUCUCUCUCUCCCGGUGUGAUUGUAGGCAGAAGCACCCUCUGUCCACCCUGGAGGCCAUAGUGAACGAGGCCCAGCUCAUCCCAGUCAAGCUGCCCAACAUCCUGUCUCUCCAAGGCUGUCUGAGCCGGGCCAGGGCCUGGGUCACUGACCUGGAGGAGAUCCAGGCAAGUAGCACCAACUCUUACUGUCUAUCAUAACCUGGGUCACAUUUAAUUGGCAAACGUUGUGCAAUGUUGCAAAUAGGAAGUGCAUGGACACAGCUGAGCGGACGUUAAUUCCUUAUUCUGUCAGAGAAGAAUGCUUGUUCUACAAUAUACAUGUCUAUGACAAUGUUCCACAAUGUUGUGCCCUGCUAAACGUAACCCUGGCUUGUCCUCUGUUAACAUCCCCUUCUCUUCCUCUGUGUGUACUAUAGAAUGGGGAGCACUACCCAUGUCUGGAUGACCUGGAGGGCCUGGUGGCGAUAGGUAGAGACCUGCCAGUCAGGAUGGAGGAGCUGAGGCAGCUGGAGCUGCAGGUAGCCAGCGCCCACUCCUGGAGAGACAAGGCCUCCAAGACCUUCCUGAAGAAGAGCAGCCAGCACAGCCUGCUACAGGUCAGAGAGGCCAGGGGUGGAGAGUGUGUGGGCCUUUUUAGUUCUUUAUUUACAGUUGUUUUGCCCCGCACUGAUUAAAAAUGAUUUGCUGCACAUAUCAAUCACGCUUAAUGGAUAGGGAGGGAAGCCUUGGGACAUAAUCUCAAUAUCUAUCUACAGACUUUGUUGAACUAAGUCUUGGGUGUAUGUUAACAUUGUCAGCCCUAAGAUGUCUUUAUAUGUGAGUGUGUUAGCCAGUAAUGUAGUUUGUGUGUGUGUGAACGUGUGGCUCUUACUAACGCCAUCAGCAUCACAACUUUGUCUUGCUGCAGGUGUUGUGUCCAUGUGUGGAGAUGCGCAAAGAGAGGGGAGAGGAGACAGAUUGUUUAGAUGACACCGAUACAAACACUCUGGGCCUCUCUGCGCAGGACCUGAGAGACCCUGGAGCCAUUGUGAGUCUGCAUGGGGUCUGCCCUAGCCAGACAGUAUGGCUGUCAGGUUCUAGUCUGUUCAGUGUGUUAGUGUUACCUACCAGUGUCAGAAUCUCAUAUCCAAAUCCAACAACUUGAUUUGUCCCCUUAAGGCAGUUUCUAUUAGGGCUACAGUGAUGCUUCAGUCACAUACAAAUAACAUGCAGAGACCAUAAAAAGUGCAGUGCAUAAUCCGUCUGUCCCCCUCUAGGUGACGGCGUUUAAAGAGGGAGAGCACCAGGAGAAAGAGGCUCUGCUGAGGCUCCAAAAGGUCAACCUGUCUAAACCAGGUGUGGAGAAGACCGCAGAGAAAGAGGUAAAGACAGAGCAGGAGGACAAGGAGAACGGAGGUGGGAGGUGGGGGGAGGACCUCAUGGAGCUAGGCACACCCCUCCACUCUGAGAACGGGGACAGUAACCACACGAUGACAGGCGGUGCCUCUCCUCCUCAGUCAGUGUGUGUGUGUGGCCGGGCGCCUCGCCCCCCUCUGCUGCGUUGCCACCUGUGUAAAGACUGGUUCCACGGUGGGUGUGUCCCGUUCCCCUCCCUCCUGCUCCCCUCCUCAGCGCCCCCUACCAACCCCCUCUGCUGGUGGGACUGGGACUCACGCUUCCUGUGCCCGCGGUGCCAGCGCUCGCGGCGCCCGCGUCUGGAGACCAUCCUGGCCUUGCUGGUGGCACUCCAGAGGCUCCCCGUCCGUCUGCCAGAGGGAGAGGCCCUGCAGUGUCUCACAGAGAGGGCCAUCACCUGGCAGGGGCGCGCCAAGGAGGCACUGGACACCCCAGAGAUAAAGGGGGCACUAGAGAGGCUGCAGGAGCUCAAACAGAGCCAGCCUCACAGGGAGGGAGAGGAGGAGGAGCAGGAGGAAGAGGAUGGGAAGAAAGGGAACUCUGAGUCGGUGAUAGUGCUGUCAGAUUCAGAGGGAGUGAUAGACCUCACAGAGGAGAACUCUCCCAAGAAAACCCUGAAGAAAGAGAUGAACGGCGGCAGGCAGGCUGGAUGUGAAAACGGCGUAAGCAAGAAAGUAAUGUCUCACCACAAUGUAACAGGUUAGUAGCCAAUAUUGUAACAACUCCAGUCCAUGAUGUUGAUGUAACCCAGUAGACUUUUUCCCUGUGUCUGACUGUACCCCUCUGCACCUCCACCCAGGUGUGGGCUCUCUGCUGCCGCUGGUCCCGUCACUAAAAGGCCCAGUGAUAGAGCUGUCUCCGGCCACCAGGACCCAGCUAGAGGAGUUACAGCUGGAGGGAGACCUGCUGGAGGUGUCUCUGGACCAGACCAGCACCAUCCACAGGGUCCUCCAGGCUGCUUCAGAGCCACAGAGACACACACUCCGAACACUCAUACUGGUGAGUGACCAGGAAACCUUUACCUUUAGCUGUGUAUGUUGUAAUAACUCCUAUGGUGUUGUUGUCCUUUUACAUGUCCAAUAUAUUAUGUUUUUGUCCUGACCCCCCCUCUCUUCAGAUUGAGCUCCAGGAGCAGAAGGGAGCGGGCCAUGGGGGGCGGGCCAAAGACUCCAAGAGGAAGAGGAAGAGCCAGAGGGUCGACACAGAGGCGGAGGGAGUACCCCGGUCCCAGGACACUUCAGAGUCCAAGAAGAACCGGCCCCUCAACCACACUCCCUCCCACAUACCCAUCCAGACGCACCCUGAGGUAACCCUCAGACCCCCUCGCUUUUGUUUUGCUCUUUGGUUUAUAUUCUAUUUUUAGUUCCUACUUGUGUAUUUCUUUAAAACUUUUGUUCAAGAGAUAAUUAGUUACAUGACUUGUUUGAAAGAAGUUGAACUAGUUAAACUCAUGCUUCUCUCUCGCUCUCCAACUGUCUUUGUCUCCCUCUCUCUGUCUCUCUCCCCCUCACUCAGAUCUUGUGAGAUGGUUAUGGAUGCAACACUGGAGAAAGGAAUGGUCAAACGUUUGGAGAUAAAUAGAAUGGACAGAUCAUUCUGGGCUGGAAGACAGCGUCAAACUGUGGAAGGAAAGAUGCAGGCCAUCCCCCUGUAUACAGCUCCCCUGUCUAUCCACUGUAUACAGCUCCCCUGUCUAUCCCCCUGGAUACAGCUCCCCCGUCUAUCCCCCUGGAUACAGCUCCCCUGUCUAUCCCCCUGGAUACAGCUCCCCUGUCUAUCCCCCUGGAUACAGCUCCCCUGUCUAUCCCCCUGGAUACAGCUCCCCUGUCUAUCCCCCUGGAUACAGCUCCCCCGUCUACCCCCCUGGAUACAGCUCCCCCGUCUACCCCCCUGGAUACAGCUCCCCCGUCUACCCCCCUGGAUACAGCUCCCCCGUCUACCCCCCUGGAUACAGCUCCCCCGUCUAUCCCCCUGGAUACAGCUCCCCCGUCUAUCCCCCUGGAUACAGCUCCCCCGUCUAUCCCCUGUCUUCUCAAACACUAACACAGUGA